GCAUAGCGAUUAAAGAUUUUUUUGUGAAAAUUGAACAUUAACAAAUUAUCAAAAAAAAUUGAACUCUAAAUAUUUUCAUCUUUGAACUGUUUCCAAAACAAUGGAUAAGACGGACAAUAUGGAAACGAUGAUCAUAAAAACAACAAACAAUGGAUCGAAUGUGAUUGAUUCUAUGAUGAUUACCAACCAAGGAUUAAAUAUCAGCUAUGUGGAUUUCAUACGAGAUUCCAUCAAUUAUUUUCAUCAAAAUCUGUAUGUAUUUUUAUAUCAAGAAUUGUUUCCGAUAUUAGAAACACGAGAGCAACAACAACAAGAAAAACGAAAAAAUUAUUUCAGCCAAGAAUUUAAUUUGGAUUUGGCUGAAAUGUUGCGACAAAUAAAUCGAUUCGACAUUAUUUUUGUUAUCGUUUUGAGCAUCGCAUUGACAGUUGGACGUUAUUUAAUGACUCGAUAUGUAUUCAUGCCGAUCACAAAAAUAUGUGGAAUCGGACCAACAGAUGCAUCGAAAAUUCCAGAAAGUUCAUGGAAAUUAUUGUUCUAUCUUUUUACUUGGAUUACUAGUAGUUAUUAUAUAUUUGUUCAGCAUAGCGGACAGUUGUUCUAUAAUCCGACUAAUUUUUGGACUAAUUAUUCUAUCAACAAUCCCGUCGAUUCGAUCACUUAUUUAUUGUAUAUGGUCGAAUUAAGCUUUUACUUGCAUUCCCUUUAUACGACAUUGAUGGUCGAUGAGCGAAGAAAAGAUACGAACACGUUAAUGUUACAUCAUAUAAUUUGUGUUGGUCUGAUAUUCAUUUCAUAUUGUAACAAUCAUAAGGCUGGCUUGGUCACUUUGUUUUUGCAUGAUGGCUGCGAUAUAUUAUUAGAAGCAACCAAAUUAAUUCGUUAUUUUAAAGUUCAACAUGGCCACACAUACCAAUCCGCAGAGAUAUUUGUCAACAUUGGCUUUAUCGCUUUUCUUGUUACAUGGAUCACCAAUCGCUUGUAUUGGUUUCCGAUCAAAGUUAUUUAUAUGUCAUCGAUUCAGUUGGAACGAUUACGGAUACAUGUUCCGUUCAUGACAUUAUUGGUCAUCAUGCUUUGGAUUAUAUUAUUUAUGAAUUUCUAUUGGUUUUCGUUUGCCAUUCGUCUUUUAUACAAAGUCAUUGCCGGACAAAUUGACGAAUUGGAAGAUAGCAGAGAAUUUCAUCAGCAACAGCAGCAGGAAUCUAACGAAACUAACAAAAAAGAUGAAUGCAGAAAAUUGAGUGUUGAUAGUGGAGUUUCUAUUCGUCAUGAUUCUCGCGAUUCUAUAACGCCUGAGAAAUCACUCGAUGAAGAUGAAAAUACACAAAAAAAUUCGAAAGAACCUGGCCAACAAUAUAAUGAAUCUUUUGUCAAAAACAAAAUACAACCGAGCUACAAUUUACGGAAUCGUCAACGAUAAAAAAACAAUCUUCAAUUAAUUACAAUUGUAUUUGUUAGCAAAUUG
Molecule: messenger RNA, 1468 nt
Organism: Dermatophagoides pteronyssinus (European house dust mite)
Lineage: Eukaryota; Metazoa; Arthropoda; Arachnida; Sarcoptiformes; Pyroglyphidae
Product: ceramide synthase 1-like
Biological process (GO): ceramide biosynthetic process
Cellular component (GO): membrane
Molecular function (GO): sphingosine N-acyltransferase activity
Source: RefSeq, a predicted model, not a curated record